Candidula unifasciata is the source of this 1338-nucleotide messenger RNA. The record is from the annotation of a GenBank genome assembly. Lineage: Eukaryota; Metazoa; Mollusca; Gastropoda; Stylommatophora; Geomitridae.
AUGGGCAGAAAAUCGUCGUUCAAAAAGUACAUUAACUACACUGUAUUUGCUGCGUUUUUAUUCUUUGGCUACAAAUAUUUUGUUGGCGAUCACUAUCAGAAACCAAACGAUCCUUUCCGGGAUACUUCAAGGGACCACCCCAAAAACAUUCAGCCUGAGAAGAUGAGUGGGAAGACUCAAGACAAGGAAGAUAAGCCUGUAUUAGGAAAAGAUGAACUGGAAAGGCCAGAGCAAGUAGAUGCACGCGUGAAACCAGACGAUGCUCGGGCGAAAAUUGAUGUCGGUGAAAUUCCAAAGAACGUGGGGCUUGAAAAAGAACCGCUGGAUGCAGUAGACCAGGAACAAAAGAAAUUAUUUGAAAAGCCUAUUGAAAACAGACCAGUUUUAUCCACAAACAAACCACGAGCAGAAAAACAUGGACCAGAAGGUAAUCCAUUCUUGAAUGAAGUCAUAGAUUGGGAAUUGGAAGAAGAAAUGAUCAAACGGAGAGCAAAGUUUUUCGCAGCUGUGAAAGCAAAAGAGGAGCAGAUUAAUGAAGGUGACGAUAUGAAUUUAAGCGAACCCCAUGAUGACAUCACGUUCGUGACGGCAGGCUCCCACUCUACCUUCUAUGCCACCAUCCAGUUCAUCUACUCAGUCCAGUACUUCUAUCCCAGAAGUACAAUAGCCAUCUACGACAUUGGGCUGACGUCUGAUGAGAAGGCUUUUAUCAAGUCUUUAUGCAACACGGUGUUGGCAAGUAUGCUGCUGAAAUUGUGGCCGGAAAACCUGUACAAGAUCAGGCAUCGAAUUUGGAGACCAUUUCUCUUACAGUUCGCCCUUGUGCGGUUUGGUCACUGUGUGUACGUGGAACCUGGCAGAUUCAUCUACAGGCAGAUCAUCAAGGAUUACCUGGAACAGAGUCGUGUGCACGGGCUGGUGGUGGGAGGCAAGCAGAUGCAGCACAGCAGCUAUUUCGUCACCAACCCCCAUAUGUACACCUUUCUUAUUACCGACGAGAGGAAGUUGAAAAAUACACCGCAUUUUGAAAUGUCUCUCAUAAUUCUACACAACACCAGACGUGUGCAUCAUUUCUUCAUGCGUUACUUAACUUCCUGUGCUACUGAAGAGUACUGCAUCUCUCCGCCGGGUGCUCAGCCCAAAUGUGAGACAUACCUGGGCGGCAAAAAAUACGGCGGAUGUCACCGCUAUGAUGAAUCGGCUAUCAACCUCAUCCUGAACAAAUGGCACCACUAUUCGCCCAAGGAAUAUCUCAUGAACGAUCUCAUUACAAGAUUUUACGAUGGCACCGACAUGACGAAGAAAGUUAAAGUGUGUAAUAAAAAGGAAGAGGUUUGA